Molecule: messenger RNA, 513 nt
Organism: Oikopleura dioica
Lineage: Eukaryota; Metazoa; Chordata; Appendicularia; Copelata; Oikopleuridae
Source: the annotation of a GenBank genome assembly
AUGUGCAUCAACUGCAAAGGAACUCCAUUUCAAACGAAAUUCGGCAGAUGCAAACUUCAAUAUUCCAACCUCGGCAAAACUGUCGUCCCCGGUCUUGGAAUCGUCUCUGUCCUUGCCAUAUCCGAGAUCGGUUCCCGAGUCGUCCACACUUUCUACGACACCGGUUUUCUUGAAGAAGCUUUUCUUAAAAAUGGUGCUCUGACAACUGCUCAAGCGGACGCGAUUUUGAACCUCAUGAACGAAGAUCACGAUCAAGAAGUCGAAAAAUUAGCGAUCAACCUCGCCCGCGCCGAACUGAAGCGAAAACUGGAAGUGCCAAAGAAAAUCAAGCUGUCAUCAAAGCCGAAGAAACCUCUCACUGACGAAGAACUCAUCAAGCUUUUUGGAGAAGCUGACGAACCAUCAGCUCAGGCUCCUCAAAAGAAGCGAGCGAAGAAAAUCAACAAGAAAAAGCCGAAUCAAGGAAAAGCACCAAAUGCGAUUCGAAAGACGAAGAAACCUGCUCGACUCUAA